Messenger RNA from Trametes versicolor FP-101664 SS1, 1295 nucleotides. RefSeq lists its product as uncharacterized. The transcript is spliced from 5 exons. The coding region runs from base 383 to 598 and encodes 71 amino acids. The record is from RefSeq and is a predicted model, not a curated record. NCBI's taxonomy places the organism in Eukaryota, Fungi, Basidiomycota, Agaricomycetes, Polyporales, Polyporaceae.
CGCGGUCUACGCGAAGAGGCUGUCGCGGUUGUUCCCCCGACGUGGCACCUAGCAAUGGCCUUGGCCAGACCUGCCCACGUCGUACCCAGAUGGCAGUCUGCGCACGAAGGUCCGUGGGGACUGAAGAAUCCCGGGUUAACGCCAGCGCAACCUCCAGCAGCGAAAGACAUUCAGACAUCCAUCCCCGGCGCAAGCCUUUCGCGGGGAGGGAUGGACAAGCUCAAGCGUUAGACUGCGCGCGCCGUGGUCUCGUUCUGUGGCCCUACUCCCAUGUCCCAUAAUUUACGGCUGAGACCCUUCUCCCGCCCGCGAGAACUCCAGCGUCCGCUUGGGAUUAUGCAGGGUGGUGCUUGCGACACGCAUGUUGACGUCCACCUGCUUUAUGCGUGGCUCUUGCCUCGUAUGUACAGCGUUAACAGUCGAGGCGAUCCCCGUGCCCGGCCAAACGAAUCACUCGCUGAGCCGCAGUGCCGCUUCGCUCCUCGCCCCAGCUCCCACCCUUGUGCGAACGCCGCUCUUCGUGCACCGCGCCAGUGUGCAAGGGCCGUUUGUGGGCGUGGCACCACGGCAGAACUCUCCCAAGCAAGCUCGCACUUAGCCAAUCGCCCGCGAUCGUCUGCGCGUCCCCACGUUGAUGCACGCAGCCCCCCAGAACUCAAGGGGAAUCUCGAACGUCGCUGGACUGCGUGGGCGCGGAGAGUCUGACGCCUAUUGAUCCCUGUCCCCCACCCUGUCUUAGGUUCAUCGCGCUUCGGGGAUGCGCAGAGCGCAUUCGCGCAAUGCCGGUAAUGUUAUCUUCUGCCCCCGAGCUCCGUGUUGCCGCAAUCCGGCUGUUUCGCUCAGGGCAUCUCAGAGUGGCCUGCUGCGCCUUCCUUGCUAGAAGCUCCUUGAGCAGCGGUUCAGAUGACAGACAGGGGCUACGCCGGUAUGCCCAUGACGAAGAGGGUCGACCGUCCGGUGCGCGACCACACUCGCUUCCAGCUUCCUUCUCGCCCAUCGCCGGCUUCAGACUUUCGCCGGCAACAAUAACGCACGCGCAGCCCAGGGAAACUUCGCUUUUCUGAACAGCGCUACUUAUCGCCGACGACCACGUCCAGACGCCAAAUCCGAGACGAGAAACGAACAAGACGCUUGGCCACCAGUCGAAGCCCCCAGGGUCAAUGGCCUCGAAGCUCGCGACACACGUUCCGCAUGCGCUUCUACUACUAGCGGCCGGAUUGAUCCUGCCCUGUACGGCGCAGGUUUCGGAUGAUUGGACAGGGCCGCUGGGGUCGCUCACACCUGCGACAUGCGUA